AGAAAAGUCCACCAUACAUUUUCUCACCAAUUCCAUUUCUUGGGCAUGCCAUAGCAUUUGGGAAAAGUCCAAUUGAAUUUCUAGAAAAUGCGUAUGAACAAUAUGGACCUGUAUUUAGUUUUACCAUGGUUGGCAAGACAUUUACUUACCUUCUUGGGAGCGAUGCUGCUGCACUGCUUUUUAAUAGUAAAAAUGAGGACCUGAAUGCAGAAGAUGUCUAUAGUCGUCUUACAACACCUGUGUUUGGGAGAGGAGUCGCAUACGAUGUGCCUAAUCCCGUUUUCUUGGAGCAGAAGAAAAUGUUAAAAAGUGGUCUUAACAUAACCCACUUCAGACAGCAUGUUUCUAUAAUUGAAAAAGAAACACAAGAAUACUUUCAAAGUUGGGGAGAAAGUGGAGAAAAAAAUUUGUUUGAAGCUCUUUCUGAGCUUAUAAUUUUAACAGCCAGCCAUUGUUUACAUGGAAAAGAAAUCAGAAGUCAACUUAAUGAGAAGGUGGCACAGUUGUAUGCAGAUUUGGAUGGAGGUUUUAGCCAUGCAGCCUGGCUAUUACCAGGUUGGCUGCCUUUGCCUAGUUUCAGACGCAGAGACAGAGCUCAUCGAGAGAUCAAGAAUAUUUUCUAUAAAGCAAUCCAGAAACGCAGGCAGUCAGAAGAAAAAAUUGAUGACAUUCUUCAAACUUUACUAGAGUCUACAUAUAAGGAUGGGCGUCCUUUGACAGAUGAAGAAGUAGCAGGGAUGCUUAUUGGACUACUAUUGGCAGGGCAGCAUACAUCCUCAACUACUAGUGCCUGGAUGGGCUUCUUUUUGGCCAGAGACAAAACAUUUCAAGAAAAAUGUUACUUAGAACAGAAAACAGUCUGUGGAGAGGAUCUGCCUCCUUUAACUUAUGACCAGCUCAAGGAUCUAAAUUUACUUGAUCGCUGUAUAAAAGAAACAUUAAGACUUAGACCUCCUAUAAUGACCAUGAUGAGAAUGGCCAAAACUCCUCAGACUGUGGCAGGAUAUACCAUUCCUCCCGGACAUCAGGUGUGUGUUUCUCCCACUGUCAAUCAAAGACUUAAAGACUCAUGGGUAGAACGUCUAGACUUUAAUCCUGAUCGCUACUUACAGGAUAACCCAGCAUCAGGAGAGAAGUUUGCCUAUGUGCCAUUUGGAGCUGGGCGCCACCGUUGUAUUGGGGAAAAUUUUGCCUAUGUUCAAAUUAAGACAAUUUGGUCCACCUUGCUUCGUUUAUAUGAAUUUGAUCUCAUUGAUGGAUAUUUUCCCACUGUGAAUUAUACAACUAUGAUUCACACCCCUGAAAACCCAGUCAUCCAUUACAAACGAAGAUCAAAAGAAAAAGACUGCAAGGAACCAAUAUGAUACAUCAUAAGCUGCAAAAGCAUUUGAAGAGAAUGACGUUUAUGAAACGACUCUUAUAGUAUACUGUUUUUAUGAGUGUGUAAUUUUAAAGCCAAUUUAACUUCUGAUUUUAAUACCUUAUUAACUGAAGGUUCUAUCAAACCUAAUGACAUUUAAACCAUUUUUUAAUAGUUCCAUACUACAUAAAUGUACUUUAAGGAAACUCAUUAGUUAAAAAAAUUGUUCAGGGUAUCUAGGUAAUUGGCAGAUUCUAAAUAAUACAGUUUCUUUCAACACUGGACAUAACUGGUCAAAGAAAAGUCAUAAAAUUUCCAGAUAGUAAUUUUAAGAACAUAUGUAGCUCUUUGCAAGUAAGUUCAGGGUAUUCAAAUCUUGGACUAAUUCUGCAAGAUAUAAAAAAAAUAAAAGUCCAGAGAGAUACUUGGAAACCAUAGGCUAUCAAUUAUCUGGGCAAUUUGUGUGUGUGUGUGAGUGAGAGAGAGAGAGAGAGCGCACGUGCGAGCAUGGGAGGUUAGGGAAUAAACUCACAUCUAAAGCUUUGAGUAAGAGAAUACUAACUGGUUUAGUAUGAUGAUACUCAGAAGUGGAGAUACAGAGAAAAGUAUAUAUCCUUUGAAAUUUUAACUGAAAGCACUUCCUAUAGGAAAUUGAGAUCUAGGACCAUACUGAACAAUAGUUUCUGAAAACAAUGUAACUAUUAGAUCUAAUUACUAAAAUACUAUGUAUUAUAAAUAAGUAUCUGGUUCCACAAGCUCCCAUCUGCGUAAAAGUCCAAAAGAAAGUCCUUAGGGCCUGAUUUUGCUUCUCUUCUUUGGCUCAAGGUUGUUCCCCAUUUCCUCUCUAGAAUCCAAUUAAGGAUGCUUCUGCUACUAGUCCUGUUGAUUAAAACAGUUAACAAACUUGUAAAAAAAAAAAAAAUGUAUAUAUAUAUAUAUAAUGUGUUAUCAGGAAUAUCUGGCUUUAAGAUAAGGUAAUAUGAAGCAGGGUCCUUGGGAAUAAUAAAAUUGGUCACAUUCUAUAAACUCUGUGUUCAGGAAUCCCCUUAUGUCAAAUUAUAACUGGAGGCCUGACAUGAGACACCUAUGAGGCAAAAAUAUUUUCUCUUAAGUAUAUUAGAGUUGUAUUUAAAAGACUGGAAGACUCAUGUUGAACUCUAACUGUGAUGGCAAAGUCUGCUGUUAGACAAUUUUUCACAUUAAAAUUCUCUUUGAAUAAAAAAGUCUGUAUUUAUGAAUUA
Carlito syrichta (Philippine tarsier) is the source of this 2601-nucleotide messenger RNA. RefSeq names its product lanosterol 14-alpha demethylase (gene CYP51A1). The transcript has 9 exons. The record is from RefSeq and is a predicted model, not a curated record. NCBI's taxonomy places the organism in Eukaryota, Metazoa, Chordata, Mammalia, Primates, Tarsiidae. Gene Ontology annotation, molecular function: iron ion binding; oxidoreductase activity, acting on paired donors, with incorporation or reduction of molecular oxygen; monooxygenase activity. Bases 126 to 1364 code for a protein of 412 amino acids.